CAUGUUGAUACUGGUGGAGCAGCGGUUCACGGGGUCCUGGUCGGUGUGGUCCUGCGCUACGGCAUCCACGUUCCCAGCGACGUCAACAACGUGACCCUGAGCUGCCAAGUGCAGACCAGUCCCGCCACGCUGCUGGUGAACGUCAGCGGGAAGUACUACGAGUACACCCUGAAGGGAGAGAUCAGUGCCCAGGAGCUCAAUAACGUCCAGGAUAAUGAGAUGCUGAGAAAGGUGACUUUUGAUCCUGAGGUAUUUUUCAACAUUUUGCUUCCUCCAAUUAUAUUUUAUGCAGGCUACAGCUUGAAAAGGAGGCACUUCUUCAGAAACUUGGGAUCCAUCCUAGCAUACGCUUUUCUCGGCACUGCAAUUUCCUGCCUGGUGAUUGGCUCUGUCGUGUAUGGCUGUGUGGCGCUGAUGAAAGUCACUGGGCAGCUGGGGGGAGACUUCUACUUCACUGACUGCCUUCUGUUCGGUGCCAUCGUGUCGGCUACUGACCCAGUGACUGUUCUUGCCAUAUUCCAUGAACUCCAGGUUGAUGUUGAGCUGUAUGCCCUUCUCUUUGGCGAAAGCGUCCUCAAUGAUGCCGUUGCCAUAGUGCUGUCUUCUUCCAUUGUUGCGUACCAGCCGGCAGGCGACAACAGCCACACGUUUGAUGUCACAGCAAUGUUCAAGUCCAUUGGGAUCUUCCUGGGGAUAUUCAGUGGAUCUUUUGCAAUGGGAGCAGCUACUGGAGUUGUGACAGCUUUAGUCACCAAAUUCACCAAACUUCGGGAGUUCCCGUUGCUGGAGACCGGCUUGUUCUUCUUGAUGUCCUGGAGCACGUUCCUGCUGGCCGAAGCAUGUGGCUUUACAGGUGUGGUGGCUGUGCUCUUCUGCGGGAUCACGCAGGCCCAUUAUACCUAUAACAACUUAUCUACAGAGUCCCAACACAGAACUAAGCAGUUGUUUGAGCUUCUGAAUUUCUUGGCAGAAAACUUCAUCUUCUCCUACAUGGGACUUGCACUGUUCACCUUCCAGAACCAUGUCUUUAACCCUACCUUCGUGGUGGGGGCUUUCCUUGCUAUCUUCCUAGGAAGAGCUGCCAAUAUUUAUCCACUGUCAUUUUUACUGAAUUUGGGGAGAAGAAAUAAGAUCGGAACAAAUUUACAGCAUAUGAUGAUGUUUGCUGGGCUGCGAGGAGCCAUGGCGUUCGCCUUGGCCAUCCGAGACACGGCCACGUACGCCCGGCAGAUGAUGUUCAGCACGACGCUUCUCAUCGUCUUCUUCACGGUGUGGGUUUUCGGCGGGGGCACCACGGCCAUGCUGUCCUGCCUGAAUAUCCGAGUUGGUGUGGACGCGGAUCAGGAGAACGUGGGCGUCCCGGAGAGCGAGAGGAGGAGUACGAAGGCAGAAAGCGCCUGGCUUUUCCGCAUGUGGUACAACUUCGAUCACAACUAUCUAAAGCCUUUGCUGACACAUAGCGGUCCUCCACUGACGACCACGCUCCCGGGGUGCUGCGGGCCUAUUGCCCGGUGCCUGACGAGUCCGCAGGCGUAUGAGAAUCAAGAGCAGCUGAAGGACGAUGACUCUGACCUCAUUCUGAACGACGGGGACAUCAGUCUGACCUACGGGGAUUCCACCGUCAACACCGACUCUGUUGCAUCCAGCGGUACGUCGCGGCGGUUCGUGGGAAACAGCUCUGAAGACGCUCUCGAUCGGGAGCUCGCUUUUGGGGACCAUGAACUCGUAAUCCGGGGAACGCGCCUGGUCCUUCCCAUGGACGAUUCGGAGCCACCGUCAAACGUCCUGGAUAACGCAAGACAUGGUCCAGCAUAAGGUUGCUCAGUUUAAUUGACAGUAAUAUUUGCAUAUAUGAUCAAGAAAUAUGUACUACCUAAAGUCUAAUGCAUGUCUGAAAAUGUCUAAGCUGUAUAAAUAUUAUUUAUAUGGUGUCAGAAGAAUAUAAAUAUUCUCUGCCAAGCACUUGUAAAGAACAAGCUGCAAAUUUAAGUUAAAAACU
Molecule: messenger RNA, 1999 nt
Organism: Eurypyga helias (sunbittern)
Lineage: Eukaryota; Metazoa; Chordata; Aves; Eurypygiformes; Eurypygidae
Gene: SLC9A6
Product: solute carrier family 9, subfamily A (NHE6, cation proton antiporter 6), member 6
Exons: 16
Biological process (GO): regulation of pH; proton transmembrane transport; sodium ion transport
Cellular component (GO): recycling endosome; membrane
Molecular function (GO): sodium:proton antiporter activity
Source: RefSeq, a predicted model, not a curated record